This is a messenger RNA of Camelina sativa (false flax), 756 nucleotides long. RefSeq names its product small ubiquitin-related modifier 1. The record is from RefSeq and is a predicted model, not a curated record. NCBI's taxonomy places the organism in Eukaryota, Viridiplantae, Streptophyta, Magnoliopsida, Brassicales, Brassicaceae. Gene Ontology annotation, molecular function: protein binding.
CGGGCCAAUUAGAGAGAGAGAGAGAUUUUUGUUUUCCAGAUUUCUUUCAGUCUCUUUUUCUAUUUAUAUAUUUUCAUAUCUCUCUCGUUUGAUCGGAGUCUGAAUCUCUCUCGUCGUUCUAUCUAAUUUCUUUGUAUUUGUGCACCGGACGAGAGAGUCUUAAACGAUGUCUGCAACCCAGGAGGAAGACAAGAAGCCAGGAGACGGUGGAGCUCACAUCAAUCUCAAAGUCAAGGGACAGGAUGGAAACGAGGUGUUCUUUAGGAUCAAGAGAAGCACUCAGCUGAAGAAGCUGAUGAAUGCUUACUGUGACAGGCAAUCCCAGGACAUGAACUCCAUCGCUUUCUUGUUUGAUGGACGUCGUCUUCGCGCUGAGCAAACCCCUGAUGAGCUUGACAUGGAGGACGGUGAUGAGAUCGAUGCGAUGCUCCAUCAGACUGGUGGCGGUGGUACUGGUUUUGCUAUGGCUAUGGCUAUGGCUUGACACUUCCUCCUCCGGGUUUUAGUAGGGCUUUGUGUGAUAUGGAAUGGUUUAAGGAGUAAUCGGCAUUAUUAGGAUAUUUCCAGACUUGUUUUUUUUUUAAUCGUGGCCAUUAGUUCAUAGUAGAAGAAACUAUGAAUUAUGUAUGGUCGUUCAAGGUUAAAAAGAACCAUUCGGUUAAUUAUUCGUCUUUGUUCGUUUGUUAUUGGAUCCUCAUCCUGUGUUAUUACUCUACUGUUUGGACUUAAAGGUGUUAUUAACCCGAUUAUCUAUAA